Messenger RNA from Trifolium pratense (red clover), 693 nucleotides. Its product is annotated as 50S ribosomal protein 5, chloroplastic. The coding region runs from base 122 to 550 and encodes 142 amino acids. Lineage: Eukaryota; Viridiplantae; Streptophyta; Magnoliopsida; Fabales; Fabaceae. The record is from RefSeq and is a predicted model, not a curated record. The transcript has 2 exons.
AUAAUUUCCAAAGCGACAGUGGUGUGGUUGAAACCAAACAUGUUGUGCCUUCUUAUCCAUAAACCAAUUCUAAUCUUUCUCAAAUUCUUCAAUUGAACACAACACAACACAAACACUAACUAUGGCACUUCUCUGUUUCAAUUCCUUCACACUCACCCCUUCUUCUUCCUCCUCCAUUUUUCCACUUCCUUCAACAAUACCUAUUUCAAGAGUGCAAGUUGGUUUGCACACAAACUGUUUGAAAGGAGUUCAAAUCUCGACACCCUUUGUUGUGAAAAAGAGGAAAAAUGCAAUUUUUAUUGCAUCUGCUACUGCUGAUUCUAAUGUUGUAGAUGGAGCAGAAGAAAGUGAAAGCAAGAAAGAGGGUGAUGUUGUUUCUGUAGAUAAGCUUCCUUUAGAAUCAAAAUUGAAGGAGAGGGAGGAACAAAGGUUGAAGAUGAAGCUUGCUAAGAAGAUAAGGUUGAAGAGAAAAAGGCUUCUUAGAAAGAGGAGGUUGAGGAAGAAGGGUAGUUGGCCACCUUCUAAGAUGAGGAAAUUGAAGAAUGUUUGAUAUAUGUUUGCAGGUUUUUUAAUCACUUAUUGUCAACAAUUUAGUUUUAAUUAUAAUGUUAUGUUGUUUUUUCACCCAUCCACAAUGUGUCAUGUAUUACAAUUUGUUAAUUUUCAAUCAAGAAUUUUAAUUUAUGUAUUGUA